Molecule: messenger RNA, 1731 nt
Organism: Girardinichthys multiradiatus
Lineage: Eukaryota; Metazoa; Chordata; Actinopteri; Cyprinodontiformes; Goodeidae
Product: ETS1-related protein
Exons: 8
Coding region: 149-1219 (356 amino acids)
Biological process (GO): cell differentiation; regulation of transcription by RNA polymerase II
Cellular component (GO): nucleus
Molecular function (GO): sequence-specific DNA binding; DNA-binding transcription factor activity, RNA polymerase II-specific
Source: RefSeq, a predicted model, not a curated record
UAAACGGGCCCGGAGCCCACCGACCCUCCGACACACCGACCACCAGGCCGAGAGCUCCGCUUCCGCCGCAGCAGGGAAUUGCUUCUGGGAAAGAUUUGGGAACUCUGGAGACACGGAGAGGAAAAACUUCAGAUUAAAGAAAGAGGACAUGGAGGUUUGUCACACUGGAUUCUACACGGAGGACUUCAGCACGCAGGAAGUGCCUGCAGAUUUUGACUUUGCGUCUUAUGACAGCCCUGGUGAAGACCUGUCUUUUCUGUUAGACAGCAAAGCCUUUGGACAGCAGCAGUGUGGGGUGGACAGCAGCUACCCAGAACCGCCUAAAGCUCCAAAUCUUUACGACGCCAAAGUAGGUGCCACUGAUGCCAGACUCCUUAACUUGGACUCACACCAGGACUUUAACUGGUGGACCUCAUACCCACAUGACGGGCUGACUGUGGACCAGUCCCUUACUGGAUACCAGGAGUCUUUGCAGACGUACCAGAACCUGGUGCCUCAGGCUGGACAGUUCAGCCCAGCGGUGGAGAGCAGCCACAGCCCGUUUCUGACCGGAAAAGGAUCAAACACAUUACACAAUAAAACCGAUCAGAGUUUCUACGACUCAGACGAUCACAGACAGACUUCAUCCUUCUGGCAAGAAUAUCCAUCUCCCAGUUUCACCGCCCCUCCUCUUCACCCUGGUCCUCCAUCAUCCAGCCCCUCAAAUCCCACCACUCUGCCUACAGAGCAAUACUGCCCCCGUGUGACCAAACGGAAGAACACACACCUCCAGAGGCCAGAGAGAGAGGGCCAUAUAACGGGAAUGUCUGCUUAUCCAGGUUCUGGUCCCAUUCAGCUGUGGCAGUUUUUACUGGAACUUCUUCUGGACUCUGCCUGCAGGACAUUUAUCUCCUGGACGGGAGACGGCUGGGAAUUUAAGAUGUCUGAUCCCACUGAGGUGGCCAAACGCUGGGGUCAAUGCAAGAACAAGCCAAAGAUGAACUAUGAGAAGCUGAGCCGCGGCCUGCGUUACUACUACCACAAGAACAUCAUCCACAAGACGGCGGGCAAGCGCUACGUCUACCGCUUCGUCUGUGACAUGCAGGGCAUGCUGGGAAAGACGGCGCAGGAGGUCCUGAGCAGCCUGAACGUCCUGCCCACAAACACGAAUACAGAGACAUGGCAGUCCUCAGGGGAAGCUGUAGCCGAGCACAGCAGCGGGGCGUGGGUCUCCCAGUAGGGAAACGGUCCUGGUAGGGUUUGGAUCGGGCCGGCAGGGAACCACUGAUGUGUUACAGAUCAGGAACUCUGCUGAUUCAGGACCUGCGAGAACCAAAAUGUUCUCUGAGGUUGAAUCUGUUCCAGGAAAUGUAAAGAUGCUACAUUUCAGGAAAGAAAACUAGCAAAAACACACAUAUCCAUCAGCCGGUUAGUUUUUAAAGACCUGUUGGCAAAUAAAAACAUUUAAUUUAAAAUGUUUUAAAUCUCAGGACCAAUGUAGCACAGGAACCAGCCAUUUAAAGCACUACAGAUUGUGUCUGAAUAAGAAGAAAAGUGUAAAUAUUGUUUAUAAGACUACCUUGUAGAGUUUUGUGCAUUUAUAUUAUUAUUGUUAUUUUUAUACAAAACUCAUUUCUACCUCCUUUGCUACUGAGAAGAACAAACUGGUGUUUAGUUCAGACACUGCCAGAGAAGGUUUUUAUUGGUUUCUGAUGAUUGUUUUGUGUAAAUAAAACCAGUUGCAGACAAAAA